AUGAGCCAUACAAAUUUAUCCCAAGGCCAGCCAUACAAUGGCUACUACAGUGGAUUCUCAUGUACUCAACAACGGAUUCGAUCCUUAGCCAGAAUUUCAGUCGCUGGAGAUGCCUCAAGAAAUUAUAGUGAUAAAGGAUGGAUCAAUCCAAUUACAGAUAAGCUUGAUCCUAGACUUGAUCCACAAUCUCCUGCGUUCAACUCACAGAACUGGGUCCAGAACAUUUGGAAGUUAUACCAAAGUGAUUCAGAUUAUUACAAACCUCAAACUUUAGGGGUCGGUUACAAACAUUUAAGAGCAUUUGGAGAUGCAAAAUAUACUGCUUACCAAACUACAGUUUCCAAUGGAAUAAUAAAAUAUGCGACGAGAAUUCUCCGCAAACUAGGAUAUACAGAUUCUGAGUCCAGUUGGGAUAUUUUAAAGCCUAUGGAGGGGUUGAUCCUUCCUGGUGAACUUACCGUUGUUCUCGGAAGACCCGGUGCUGGUUGUUCUACAUUACUCAAAACUCUUUCUUGUCACACAGAUGGUUUCAGAGUGGCUGAUGAGUCUAUUGUAUCCUAUGACGGGAUAACACCAAAGGAAAUAAGAAGGUACCUUCGUGGAGAAGUAGUUUAUUGUGGUGAAUCUGAAAUCCAUUUCCCCAAUCUCACUGUAAGACAAACUUUAGAAUUUGCUGCUUUAAUGAAAACACCAAGAAAUAGACCAGAUGGAGUCUCUCGUGAAGCCUAUGCUAAACAUAUUGUCGAUGUGGUGAUGGCAACAUACGGUUUAACUCAUACAAAAGACACAAAGAUUGGGAAUGAAUUCAUCAGAGGGGUUUCUGGAGGUGAAAGAAAACGUGCUUCUAUUGCAGAAGUUUCUUUGGUGCAAGCUCCUUUUCAAUGUUGGGAUAAUUCAACGAGAGGUUUGGAUUCAGCAACUGCAUUAGAAUUCAUUUCUUCACUUAGAACUUCUGCCACUGUUUUGAAUGAAACUCCCUUGGUUGCCAUCUAUCAAUGUUCACAACCCGCAUACGAUUUAUUUGACAAGGUAAUUUUGCUUUAUGAAGGAUACCAGAUUUAUUUUGGUUCCAGCAAAACUGCUGUCGACUAUUUUGAAAAAAUGGGAUUUGUCUUGGCAGAGAGACAAACUGUUCCUGAUUUCUUGACUUCAAUCACCAAUCCAGCCGAAAGGUUGGUGAAACCAGGAUAUGAAAGAUUGGUUCCUAGAUCUCCCAAGGAAUUCUACAGGUAUUGGAGGAAGUCACCAGAAAGACAAAAAUUAUUGGUGGAAAUUGAUCAAUAUUUAGCCUCUUGUGGAGAUUAUAAUAAGAAGCAAGAAGUCUAUGACUCGAUGAGAGCAAAGCAAUCCAAGCACACGCUUAGAAAAACUCCUUAUACUGUAUCCUUGGGCAAACAAAUCAAGUAUAUCAUUCGUCGAGAUUGGGAAAGAAUGAGAGGUGAUUGGACUGUUCCAGUGUUGACAAUCUUUGGCAAUGUUGCUAUGAGUUUGAUCUUAUCUUCUGUAUUUUACAACUUACAGCCGACAACUUCAUCAUUUUACUACAGAACAGCCGUCAUGUACUUUGCCCUUGUUUUCAACUCAUACUCAUCAGUUUUGGAAAUCUACUCUAUAUAUCAAGCUAGGCCAGUGGUUCAAAAGCACCGAGAUUAUGCCCUUUAUCCCCCAACAGCUGAAGCUAUUGGGUCCAUUAUUUGUGAUUUCCCCCUUAAAAUCAUAUCAAGUAUUUGCUUCAAUGUCGCUCUAUAUUUUAUGGUUAAUUUCAAACGAGAACCAGGUGCAUUCUUUUUCUACUUGUUGAUCAAUUUCGUCACUACAUUGUACAUGUCACAUUUAUUUAGAACAAUUGGUGCAUUUACUAAAUCCUUAGCUCAAGCCAUGACUCCAUCUUCAUUGUUAUUAUUUGCCACGGCAACAUUUACCGGGUUUGCAAUUCCCAAACCUUAUAUGCUUGGCUGGUGUAAAUGGAUAACUUACGUUAAUCCCAUGGCGUAUGCAUUUGAAGCUUUGAUUGCCAAUGAAUUCCAUGGAAGGCAAUUUAAUUGUAGUAGCUUUGUUCCUAGUGGCUUUGGAUAUCCAACAUCGGGUGAAUCAGUAGUCUGUUCAACAUUGGGAUCAGUGCCUGGAUCACCAUAUGUCUUGGGAGAUGAUUAUUUAGCUGAAGCAUUUGGAUAUUAUUGGAAACAUGCUUGGAUGAAUUUUGGUAUAUUAGUGGCAUUUGUUGUAUUUCUAUUCUUCACUACAUUGAUUUGUAUGGAAUUAAACAAGGAUGCGGUACAAGGUGGGGAGAUAUUGGUGUUUAAGAAAAAAAAUCUUGGGUAUACUAGAAGAUUGGCUAGAGAUAUUGAAACGGGGUCUCUUGAGAAAUUAUCUGAUAUUUAUGAUUUUAGUAGUUCGUGUUUGGAUUCCGAGCUAGAUGAGAAGAUGUUGGGGGCUGGAAAUAUCUUCCAUUGGAAACAUUUGACCUAUACAUUGAAAGUAAAAUCGGAAACGAAAACCAUUUUGAAUGAUAUUGAUGGUUGGGUCAAGCCAGGUCAGGUCACUGCUCUUAUGGGUGCUUCAGGGGCCGGUAAGACUACUUUGUUGAAUGCAUUGAGUGACCGUUUAACUGUUGGUGUGGUUACUUCUGGUCAAAGAAAAGUGAAUGGAAAUUUCUUGGAUAAUUCAUUUCAAAGAUCGAUCGGAUAUGUACAGCAACAAGAUUUACAUUUGGAUACUUCAACUGUGAGAGAAGCUUUAAGAUUUUCAGCAUACCUUAGACAAGAAAAUAAAUAUUCUGACAUUGAAAAGGAACAGUAUGUUGAAAAUAUCAUUGAAUUGAUGGAAAUGACUGAUUUUGCUGAUGCUGUUAUUGGUGUUCCUGGUGAAGGGUUGAAUGUAGAACAAAGGAAAAGGUUAUCCAUUGCUGUUGAAUUAGUUGCCAGACCAAAGAUUUUGUUGUUUUUAGAUGAGCCAACUUCAGGUUUAGAUUCCCAAACGGCAUGGUCGAUUUGUAAAUUGAUGAGAAAAUUAGCAGAUCAUGGACAAGCUAUUUUGUGUACUAUUCAUCAACCUUCUGCCAGACUUUUAGAAGAAUUUGAUCGACUUUUGUUCUUGCAAGCAGGUGGACAGACAGUCUAUUUUGGUGAACUUGGCCAUGAAUGUGAAACAUUAAUUAGAUAUUUUGAAAGUCAUGGGGCUCCAAAGUGUCCUCGUAAUGCUAACCCAGCUGAAUGGAUGUUGGAAAUUAUUGGUGCUGCUCCUGGAUCUCGUGCUAACCAAGAUUACUUCAAAGUAUGGAGAGAAUCAGCCGAGUAUCAUCAACUUCAGGAUGAAUUAUAUCGGUUGGAUAGUUUAGCCAAACGUCCCAAAACAACCAAGCAAGAUUCGCCAAGCACUUAUGCUUCACCAUUGAUUAAACAGUAUCGUCUUGUUCUUCAAAGACUAUUUGAACAAUAUUGGAGAACACCAUCAUAUAUUUAUUCCAAAUUUGCCAUGGCUGUUUUUUGUAGUUUAUUCAACGGGUUUUCGUUUUUCAUGUCAGAUAAUUCAAUCCAAGGUUUAAGAAAUCAGCUGCUUUCAUUGUUUAUGUUGUUUGUUGUAAUGACUACUUUGGCACAACAAUAUGUUCCUUUAUUUGUUACUCAAAGAGAUUUAUAUGAAGCUAGAGAACAGCCAUCAAAAACAUUCUCUUGGAUUGCUUUUAUUGCUGCACAAAUUACAGCUGAAAUUCCCUAUCAAAUUGUUGCAGCCACAUUGUCUUUUGUAUGCUGGUACUAUCCUCUUGGGUUAUUCAGAAAUGCUUCUCAUACCGGCACAGUUACUCAAAGAGGGGGGGCUAUGUGGUUUAUGAUGACGUUAAUGUUUAUUUUUAGUUCAACUUUGGCACAAUUGUGUAUUUCCUUUAAUCAAGUUGCCGACAAUGCUGCCAAUUUCAUUUCAUUCUUCUUGACUAUUUGCUUUACGUUCUGUGGGUUAGUUGCAACCAAAGACUUUAUGCCUAAGUUUUGGACAUUCCUUUAUUAUUUGAACCCAUUCACGUAUUUGGUAUCUGCAAUUAUGUCACUUGGCCUUGCAGAUGCCCCUGUGGUUUGUAAUGUCAAUGAAUAUGUCACAUUUAGACCUGAGCUUCCUGGACAAAAAUGUAAGGAUUAUGUGGGAGCAUACAUGGUUAUAGCUGGGGGUUAUUUGGUUAAUCCUGAAUCUACUGAUCAAUGUCAAUACUGUCCCAUGAAUAACACCAACCAAUUCCUUGACAUGAUAUUUGUAUCCCUUAAUAAUCUUGGCCGAGAUAUUGGUGUCUUUAUGAGCUUUAUUAUAUUCAACAUGGCUGCCACGGUAUUUUUCUACUGGUUGGUUAGAGUUCCUAAGGAGAAGAAGAUAGGAAGCGAAGAAAAGAGAUAUGAACGCAGGGUGCUUUAAUUAUUUAUGAUAGAAGAUAUCGUGUUUAUAUAGCAAUAAUUAUUUUGCAUGAAUAAAAGUUUACGAUGCU
Molecule: messenger RNA, 4471 nt
Organism: Spathaspora passalidarum NRRL Y-27907
Lineage: Eukaryota; Fungi; Ascomycota; Pichiomycetes; Serinales; Debaryomycetaceae
Gene: CDR3
Product: Cdr3p
Exons: 1
Coding region: 1-4401 (1466 amino acids)
Biological process (GO): xenobiotic detoxification by transmembrane export across the plasma membrane
Cellular component (GO): membrane
Molecular function (GO): ATP binding; ABC-type transporter activity; ATP hydrolysis activity
Source: RefSeq, a predicted model, not a curated record